CUUCACCUCCGCUCAACGAUCAUGCAAGCGAACUCGGGCUUACUUGUGCGUGGGUUACUACUUCUGGCCUUUGUAGCGCUAGACAUGGCGACGACAGCAUCGCUGAUGCCUCCGGUGCUUGAGAAGCGCCCAAAGAAUGUACCCUUUGGCAAAGUCCCCGGCGAGAACCGCGGCGAGCAGCCGAUGGAACCGACCAUCUACCUCGAAGAUCCGUACUAUUACGUCCGCGACGACAAUCGCUCCAACACGGAAAUCUUGGACCACUUGAGGGCUGAAAACGCCUACACGAAGGCGGCGUUGAGCCACUUGGACGGUCUGCAGGAUGAGUUGUACAAGGAGUUGCUCAGCCACGAGCCGGAAACCGACCAGACGGCGCCGUCCCCCCGUGGCGACUUUUUGUACUACUCGGGUACGGAAGAAGGCAAGGCGUACCGCAUCUACUACCGCAAGCCUCGCUAUGAUGACGGCGCCGAGGAAAUCUUGCUUGACGUCAACAAAUUGGCGGAAGGCCACACGCAAUUCAGGGUCGAAAAGGUCAAAGUGAGUCCUGACCACAAGUUGCUCGCGUACUCGGUGGACUUAACGGGCUUCGAAGCGUACGACGUUUUUAUCAAGGAUCUGACCACCAACACCACGACCAAGGCUGUGGAAGGGUGCGAUGGCACGAUCGAGUGGGGUCGGGACGCUGAGACGCUGUUUUAUGUGACGCCGGACGCCACCCGCCGCAGACACAAGGUGUGGUCGCAUCUGGUGGGCGCGCCGCAGUCGGCUGACACGACUCUGUUCACCGAGGACGACGGAUUGUUCCAGGUCUCCUUCCUCAAAAGCAGCUCUGGCCGGUUCCUUGUCAUUGAUACCUUCUCCGCAGAGACCAGCGAAGGGCACGUGCUCGAUUUGCACGACCCCCAAUCGUCCUUGGCUGUCGUCGCGCCACGAGUUCAGUUGGGCCAAACAGCUGAGUUAAAGUACGAUGGUCGUUGA
Aphanomyces astaci is the source of this 981-nucleotide messenger RNA. RefSeq lists its product as hypothetical. The coding region runs from base 22 to 981 and encodes 319 amino acids. Lineage: Eukaryota; Oomycota; Saprolegniomycetes; Saprolegniales; Verrucalvaceae. The transcript is spliced from 3 exons. Gene Ontology annotation, molecular function: serine-type endopeptidase activity. The record is from RefSeq and is a predicted model, not a curated record.